CCCAAAUCUCGAGUCCUCGAGGACACGAUGAGAGAGAAACACAGAACACUCUCAGCGUAAAUAACAUAACAUAUAGAGAAAUUACACGACCAUUUCCCGACCAUCACUCGAAAAAACCCUAAUUUCCAACAUUGAAAUUCAAUUUCUCCUCCGUUUUAUCCGUAAUUCCAUUUUAGACCAACAGCAGUAAGUAGGAGAGCUCCGGUUGCUUGGAGUGCUUCUUGAAGUAGAAGAAGAAGAGGCUGCAGAGUCGCGCCAGGAGCACUUUGAUCUGAGCAACCAGAGUCUUUGAAAUUUGGUUUCGAAGCUGUGCGUUUCGUGUUUUUCGCGGCAAAGCUAGGGUUUUUUGGUUGCUUUCUGCUUGUUCUACUAAGCCAUGAGUCCGGUUCAGAAUUUCGAGCAACACGCUCGGCGUCUCGUCGAGCAUGACCUCCCAAUUCAGGCAAGGCUUCAGAUGGCAAUGGAGGUUCGGGACAGCCUAGAGAUUGCGCACACUGCCGAGUACUUGAAUUUCCUAAGAUGCUACUUUCAUGCAUUCUCAGUGAUUCUUCAGAAAAUUACAAAACCACAGUUCACGGACAAUCCCGAACACAAGCUCCGAAACAUCGUGGUGGAGAUUCUCAAUCGUCUCCCCCACAGUGAAGUACUCCGCCCUUUUGUCCAGGAACUCUUGAAGGUCGCAAUGCAAGUACUAACCACUGACAACGAAGAGAAUGGCUUAAUAUGUAUCCGUAUUAUCUUUGACCUCCUUAGGAACUUCAGGCCCACUCUGGAAAAUGAAGUUCAACCAUUCUUGGACUUUGUUUGUAAGGUUUACCAAAACUUUAAGUUGACGGUUAACCAUUUCUUUGAAAAUGGGGCGGUGGGUGGGGAAGAUAUCAAGCCUAUCGAUACUUCUUUAGAUCAACCAUUGAGCGGUAGUAUCGGUAGUAUCGGUGGUGGUGGAAUUGGGGGUGGCGGUAUUGGUGGUAGUGGGUAUGCUGGGGGUGGGCAGCUUAACCCCAGUACACGUUCUUUCAAAAUAAUUAACGAGAGUCCCCUGGUGGUCAUGUUUUUGUUUCAGUUGUAUAGUCGACUUGUGCAGACCAAUAUUCCUCACCUGUUGCCUUUGAUGGUUGCUGCUAUAUCUGUUCCUGGCCCUGAAAAGGUUCCUCCUCAUUUGAAGACUCAUUUCAUUGAGUUGAAGGGUGCACAGGUGAAGACAGUUUCGUUUUUAACGUAUCUGUUGAAGAGCUUUGCUGAUUAUAUCAGGCCGCAUGAAGAAAGCAUAUGUAAAAGCAUAGUUAAUUUGCUAGUUACAUGUUCAGACUCUGUAUCAACUAGAAAGGAAUUGUUAGUAGCCCUAAAACAUGUUCUUGGAACAGAUUUCAAGAGGGGUUUAUUUCCUCUGAUUGACACACUAUUGGAGGAAAGGGUUCUGGUUGGAAGUGGUCGAGCCUGCUUUGAGACAUUGAGGCCAUUGGCAUAUAGUCUACUUGCAGAGAUUGUUCAUCAUGUUCGUGCGGACCUUUCCUUGUCACAGUUAUCUCGAAUCAUAUACUUGUUUUCGAGCAACAUGCAUGAUGCUUCAUUGUCACUGAGCAUUCAUACUACUUGUGCUCGCUUGAUGCUGAAUCUGGUGGAGCCAAUAUUUGAGAAAGGUGUCGACCAACCAUCUAUGGAUGAAGCACGGAUUCUAUUGGGGCGUAUAUUGGAUGCUUUUGUUGGAAAAUUUAGUACUUUCAAGCGGACUAUUCCUCAGCUGUUGGAGGAGGCUGAGGAGGGAAAGGACCGUGCUACUCUAAGGUCAAAGCUUGAGCUCCCUGUGCAGGCAGUUUUGAAUUUGCAGGUCACUGUCGAACAUUCUAAGGAAGUCAAUGAUUGUAAACAUCUGAUUAAGACAUUGGUCAUGGGAAUGAAGACUAUCAUAUGGAGUAUUACCCAUGCGCACUUGCCGCGAUCACAGGUUUCUGCUUCCACCCAUGGAACACACCCACAGGUGCUUGUUUCACCAUCAUCUAAUUUACCAGCGCCUCAAGCAUUUAAGGGGAUGCGAGAAGAUGAGGUUCGGAAAGCUUCUGGUGUUUUAAAGAGUGGGGUGCAUUGCUUGGCUCUCUUCAAGGAGAAGGAUGAGGAGAGGGAUAUGUUGCAGCUCUUUUCCCAGAUUCUGGCUAUCAUGGAACCUCGAGAUUUAAUGGACAUGUUCUCGUUAUGUAUGCCUGAGCUUUUUGAGUGCAUGAUUUGCAACAACCAAUUGGUUCACAUAUUCUCUACACUUCUGCAAGCCCCUAAAGUAUAUCGGCCUUUUGCAGAUGUUUUGGUUAAUUAUCUUGUAAACAGUAAACUUGAUGUUCUGAAGCAUCCAGAUAAACCUGCAGCAAAAUUAGUAUUGCAUCUCUUUCGGUUCAUAUUUGGCGCAGUUUCAAAGGCGCCUUCAGAUUUUGAACGUAUUUUGCAACCUCACGUGCCUGUUAUAAUGGAAGUUUGCAUGAAAAAUGCUACUGAAGUUGAAAAGCCUCUUGGUUAUAUGCAACUUCUUCGCGCAACGUUUCGAGCACUGGCAGCAUGCAAAUUUGAUCUUCUUAUGAGGGAUUUGAUUCCUAUGUUACAACCGUGUCUUAAUAUGCUGUUGAUGAUGCUUGAGGGUCCAACAGGGGAAGAUAUGAGGGACCUUUUGCUGGAGUUGUGCUUAACCUUGCCUGCACGCUUAAGCUCAUUGUUACCACACCUUCCCCGUCUUAUGAAGCCUCUUGUUUUGUGUCUUAAAGGAAGCGAUGAUCUUGUGGGCUUAGGUUUAAGAACACUGGAGUUUUGGGUAGAUAGUUUGAAUCCUGAUUUCUUGGAACCUAGCAUGGCUAAUGUAAUGUCUGAGGUGAUUUUGGCCCUAUGGUCUCAUUUGAGGCCUGCUCCCUAUCCUUGGGGUGCAAAAGCAUUGCAACUCCUUGGCAAGUUAGGAGGUCGUAACAGGCGUUUUCUGAAAGAGCCCCUUGCACUUGAGUGCAAGGAGAACCCAGAGCAUGGACUCCGUGUGAUUCUUACAUUUGAGCCUGAAACCCCAUUUUUGGUGCCAUUGGAUCGAUGCAUUAAUCUUGCUGUGGUAGCUGUUAUGCACAAAAAUGGUGGAAUUGAUACUUUCUACCGAAAACAGGCUUUGAAGUUUCUUCGUGUUUGCUUAUCAUCUCAGCUUAAUUUGCCAGAAAAGUUUACCGACAAUGGAUGCACACCUAGUCAGUUGUCAACUUUGUUAGUUUCUGCAGUUGAUUCUUCUUGGCAGCGGCCUGAAACAUCAGGAAUAAAGGCUGACUUAGGUGUAAAGACGAAGACCCAACUUAUGGCUGAAAAGUCAGUCUUCAAGAUUCUCUUAAUGACUGUUAUUGCUGCCAGUGUGGAACCAGAUUUCCAAGACCCCAAGGAUGACUUUGUUGUCAAUGUAUGCCGCCAUUUUGCAAUGAUGUUCCAUAUUGAUUCAUCCUUAACAAAUACUGCAGUUGCUACUGCUACGCUUGGGGGCCCUAUGCUUUCGUCAAAUGCCAAUGUUGGUUCCAGUUCCAGGUCAAAGAAUAGUAGUUCAUCAAACCUCAAAGAGUUGCACCCUCUUAUAUUUUUAGAUGCUCUAGUUGAUGUGCUAGCAGAUGAAAACAGGCUCCAUGCCAAGGCUGCACUUAGUGCUUUAAAUGUUUUCUCUGAGACACUUCUCUUUCUUGCUCGCUCAAAGCAUGCUGAUGUGCUGAUGUCAAGAGGCCCUGGUACUCCAAUGAUGGUCUCUAGUCCGUCAUUGAAUCCUGUUUAUUCUCCACCUCCAAGUGUUCGCAUCCCUGUUUUCGAGCAACUUCUGCCCCGUCUUUUGCAUUGUUGCUAUGGGACAACAUGGCAAGCGCAGAUGGGAGGUGUUAUGGGACUUGGUGCUUUGGUUGGAAAGGUUACUGUUGAGACCCUGUGCCUUUUCCAAGUAAGAAUUGUGCGUGGUUUGGUAUAUGUUCUUAAAAGGCUUCCUAUUUAUGCUAGCAAAGAGCAAGAAGAGACGAGUCAGGUGCUUACACAGGUUCUUCGCGUGGUUAAUAAUGUUGACGAAGCAAACAGUGAACCACGCCGGCAAAGUUUUCAAGGAGUAGUUGAUUUCCUUGCUACAGAAUUGUUUAAUCCAAAUGCAUCUGUUAUCGUCAGAAAGAAUGUGCAGUCAUGCUUGGCACUUUUGGCUAGUAGAACUGGUAGUGAGGUAUCUGAGCUGCUUGAACCAUUAUAUCAAAAUUUGCUUCAGCCUCUUUUGGUGCGAUCACUCCGGUCAAAAACUGUUGAUCAACAGGUGGGAACAGUUACAGCUUUAAACUUUUGCCUUGCCUUGAGGCCACCUCUUCUCAAGCUGACUCAAGAAUUGGUUAAUUUUCUCCAAGAAGCUUUGCAAAUAGCUGAGGCUGAUGAAACUGUAUGGGUUGUGAAGUUUAUGAACCCAAAGGUGGCAACAUCACUAAACAAGCUUCGAACAGCCUGCAUUGAGCUACUCUGUACUACUAUGGCGUGGGCAGAUUUCAAAACUCCAAAUCAUUCAGAACUGCGUGCAAAGAUCAUUUCCAUGUUUUUCAAAUCUUUGACAUGUCGAACACCUGAAAUUGUUGCUGUGGCUAAGGAAGGCUUGCGACAGGUUAUUAAUCAGCAGAGGAUGCCAAAAGAACUUCUGCAGAGCAGCCUCAGGCCUAUUUUGGUGAACUUGGCACAUACGAAGAAUCUGAGCAUGCCUCUUCUGCAAGGUCUGGCCCGUCUUCUUGAACUUCUGUCCAAUUGGUUUAAUGUUACCUUGGGCGGCAAACUGCUGGAACACCUAAAGAAAUGGUUAGAGCCUGAAAAACUUGCACAAAGCCAGAAAUCAUGGAAGGCUGGUGAAGAGCCAAAAAUUGCAGCUGCUAUUAUCGAGCUUUUUCACCUUCUUCCUAUAGCUGCAUCAAAGUUCCUUGAUGAACUUGUAACCUUGACUAUAGAAUUGGAAGGAGCACUUCUUCCGGGACAAGUAUACAGUGAGAUUAACAGUCCAUAUCGUCUUCCACUGACAAAAUUUUUGAAUCGCUAUGCAACACUUGCAGUUGAUUAUUUUCUUGCUCGCUUAAGUGAACCAAAGUACUUCAGGAGGUUUAUGUAUAUAAUCCGAUCGGAUGCUGGCCAGCCUUUGAGAGAUGAACUUGCUAAAUCACCACAGAAAAUACUCGCAAGCGCCUUUCCUGAAUUUUUGCCAACUGCUUCGGGAUCGUCAACUCCACCUACUGCUUUGUUGGGUGAUGAAGGUCUUGUUAAGCCUGUACCUGAUAGUUCUAAUCCACCAUCUGCACAUCCUGGUGCAACACCAGAUGCUUAUUUUCGGGGACUUGCACUUAUCAAAACUUUAGUCAAAUUGAUACCUGGCUGGCUACAGAGUAACCAAAUUGUGUUUGAUACCUUGGUACUUGUUUGGAAGUCACCUGCAAGACUAUCUCGUCUACAUAAUGAACAGGAGCUGAACUUAGUGCAGGUUAAAGAAAGCAAAUGGCUUGUCAAAUGCUUCCUGAAUUAUUUACGACAUGACAAAACAGAAGUGAAUGUUCUCUUUGAUAUACUCUCCAUCUUCUUGUUUCAUACUCGAAUUGAUUUUACAUUUCUGAAGGAGUUUUAUAUCAUCGAGGUUGCAGAAGGAUAUCCACCUAACUUUAAGAAAGCACUUCUCUUGCAUUUUCUAAAUCUUUUCCAGUCAAAACAACUUGGCCACGAUCAUCUGGUGGUUAUUAUGCAAAUGCUCAUUCUUCCGAUGUUGGCUCAUUCCUUCCAAAAUGAUCAAAGUUGGGAAGUUGUUGACCAACCUAUUAUAAAAACGAUUGUUGAUAGACUUCUCGAUCCUCCAGAAGAGGUUUCUGCUGAAUAUGAUGAGCCCUUGAGAAUAGAACUUUUGCAGCUUGCCACUUUGCUUCUCAAGUAUCUGCAGAAUGACCUUGUCCAUCAUAGGAAAGAACUUAUCAAAUUUGGUUGGAAUCAUCUCAAACGCGAAGAUAGUGCCAGUAAACAGUGGGCAUUUGUAAAUGUUUGCCACUUCUUGGAGGCCUAUCAAGCCCCAGAAAAAAUCAUACUCCAGGUUUUUGUAGCACUUCUGAGAACUUGCCAGCAAGAGAAUAAAAUGCUGGUCAAGCAGGCCCUCGAUAUACUAAUGCCAGCACUGCCACGUAGGUUGCCGCUUGGAGAUUCUCGCAUGCCAAUUUGGAUACGGUACACCAAAAAAAUUUUGGUUGAGGAAGGCCACUCAAUUCCUAAUCUGAUUCACAUUUUCCAGCUUAUUGUGCGCCAUUCAGAUCUCUUUUACAGCUGUAGAGCUCAAUUUGUACCUCAGAUGGUCAAUUCUCUUAGUCGCCUUGGAUUGCCUUACAACACUUCCGCAGAAAACAGGCGUCUCGCAAUUGAACUUGCUGGCUUGGUGGUUGGCUGGGAAAGACAAAGGCAAAAUGAAAUGAAAAUAGUAGUGGAUGGUGAUGUCACCAAUCAGAACAGUGAGGGUUUUAAUCCAGGCCCUGCUAGUGCUGAUCCUAAGCGCUCUGUGGAUGGGUCUACAUUUCCUGAAGAUUCAACGAAGCGUGUCAAAGUUGAACCUGGUCUUCAAUCCCUCUGUGUGAUGUCUCCUGGUGGUGCAUCAUCAAUACCUAACAUUGAGACCCCUGGAUCUGCUAGCCAACCUGAUGAAGAAUUCAAGCCAAAUGCUGCUAUGGAGGAAAUGAUUAUCAAUUUCCUUAUAAGGGUUGCCUUGGUCAUAGAGCCUAAGGACAAGGAAGCAAGUACUAUGUACAAACAAGCUUUAGAGCUACUUUCACAAGCUUUGGAGGUGUGGCCAACUGCCAAUGUUAAGUUUAAUUAUUUAGAGAAGUUGCUAAGCAGCAUUCAACCUCAGUCCAAGGACCCUUCCACAGCCCUCGCGCAGGGCUUGGAUGUUAUGAAUAAGGUCCUAGAGAAGCAGCCACAUUUAUUCAUCAAAAAUAAUAUCAACCAAAUUUCUCAGAUUCUUGAACCAUGUUUCAAGUAUAAACUGUUGGAUGCUGGAAAGUCAUUGUGCUCCCUGUUGAAAAUGGUCUUUGUUGCUUUUCCUCCAGAAGCAGCUACUACACCACAAGAUGUGAAACUAUUAUAUCAUAAGGUUGAUGAACUAAUACAGAAGCACAUCAAUACUGUUACAGCUCCUCAAACAUCGAGUGAAGAGAGCACUGCUAAUUCAAUUAGCUUUGUGCUGCUUGUGAUUAGAACCUUGACAGAGGUGCAGAAGAACUUUGUUGAUCCUUACAUCUUGGUUCGUAUUCUUCAACGCCUGGCACGGGAUAUGGGGUCAUCAGCAGGUUCUCUUUUGAGACAAGGUCAGACAAAAGAUCUAGAUUCUGCAGUCUCCUCUUCUCGUCAAGGUGCCGAUGUUGGAGCAGUUAUUUCUAAUCAGAAAUCUGUGCUAGAUUCUGCAGUCUCCUCUUCUCGUCAAGGUGCCGAUGUUGGAGCAGUUAUUUCUAAUCUGAAAUCUGUGCUGAAACUUAUUAGUGAAAGGGUCAUGAUUGUUCCAGAUUGCAAAAAAUCCGUAACUAACAUAUUGAAUACCUUGCUUGCUGAGAAAGGUACUGAUGCUACCGUGCUGCUUUGCAUACUUGAGGUAAUAAAAGGGUGGAUUGAAGAUGACUUCGGAAAGCUAGGCACAUCUGUCAAUUCCAAUGCUUUUCUCACUCCGAAGGAAAUAGUUUCUUUUCUUCAAAAGCUUUCACAGGUUGAUAAACAAAACUUCUCAAAUGCUCUGGAAGAAUGGGACAGUAAAUAUCUUCAGCUUCUCUAUGGAUUAUGUGCAGAUUCAAAUAAAUAUCCCCUAUCCCUGCGUCAAGAGGUGUUUCAGAAAGUGGAAAGGCAAUUCAUGCUUGGUUUACGGGCAAGAGAUCCUGAAUUCAGGAUGAAAUUCUUCUCGCUUUAUCAUGAAUCUCUUGGGAAAACAUUGUUUGCUAGGCUUCAGUACAUUAUUCACCUCCAGGAUUGGGAAGCCUUGAGUGAUGUCUUCUGGCUCAAACAGGGCCUUGAUCUUCUUUUAGCAAUCUUAGUCGAGGAUAAAGCUAUUACUCUUGCUCCAAAUUCUGCAAAGGUGCCACCACUUCUGGUUUCAGGUUCUCCAGACCCUUCUGGGAUGCAGCACCAGGUCACUGAUAUUCCAGAGGGUUCCGAGGAUGCUCCUCUAACAUUUGACACCCUUGUUCGUAAGCAUGCACAUUUUUUGAAUGAGAUGAGCAAACUCAAGGUGGCUGAUCUUAUUGUUCCACUGAGAGAGCUUGCUCAUAUGGAUGCCAAUGUCGCAUACCAUUUAUGGGUGUUGGUGUUUCCCAUUGUCUGGGUGACCUUACACAAGGAAGAGCAGGUUGCACUAGCUAAACCAAUGAUUACCCUCCUUUCAAAAGAUUAUCAUAAGAAGCAGCAGGGCAGCAGACCAAAUGUUGUGCAAGCCCUUCUGGAAGGGCUUCAGUUGAGCCACCCUCAACCUCGGAUGCCAAGUGAGCUCAUUAAAUAUAUUGGAAAAACUUACAAUGCAUGGCACAUAGCAUUGGCGCUGCUGGAAAGUCAUGUUUUGUUGUUCACAAAUGAUGCAAAGUGCUCUGAGUCCCUUGCUGAACUAUAUCGCUUGCUCAAUGAAGAAGAUAUGAGGUGUGGGCUGUGGAAGAAAAGGCCAAUAACUGCAGAAACUAGGGCUGGUCUUUCGCUAGUUCAGCAUGGCUACUGGCAGCGUGCUCAAAGCCUCUUUUACCAAGCAAUGGUUAAGGCAACUCAAGGCACAUAUAACAACGCAAUACCAAAGCCCGAGAUGUGUCUCUGGGAAGAACAAUGGCUGUGCUGUGCUACUCAACUUAGUCAAUGGGAUGCAUUGGUAGACUUUGGAAAGAGUGUUGAGAAUUAUGAAAUACUACUUGACAGUCUUUGGAAAUCGCCUGAUUGGGCAUAUAUGAAGGAUCAUGUAAUGACAAAGGCUCAGGUGGAAGAAACUCCAAAACUUCGGCUCAUACAAGCAUUUUUUGCGCUUCAUGAAAGAAAUUCCAGUGGUGUCGGGGAUGCUGAGAACAUUGUGGGGAAAGGUGUAGAUCUUGCCUUGGAUCAGUGGUGGCAGUUGCCACAGAUGUCUGUCCAUGCCAGGAUUCCUCUUUUACAGCAAUUCCAACAGCUAGUUGAAGUUCAAGAGUCAUCUAGAAUUCUUGUGGACAUUGCCAAUGGAAACAAACUUUCUGGGAAUUCCGUAGUUGGUGUGCACGGAAAUCUGUAUGCCGAUCUCAAGGACAUUCUUGAGACUUGGAGACUGAGAACUCCAAAUGAAUGGGAUAACAUGUCUGUUUGGUAUGAUUUACUACAAUGGAGGAACGAAAUGUAUAAUGCAGUCAUAGAUGCAUUCAAAGAUUUCACGACAACAAAUAAUAAUCUUCAUCACCUUGGUUAUCGUGACAAAGCUUGGAACGUCAAUAAGCUUGCCCGUGUUGGUCGUAAGCAAGGCCUAUAUGAUGUUUGCGUGAUAAUACUUGAAAAGAUGUAUGGCCAUUCAACGAUGGAAGUGCAGGAGGCCUUUGUUAAGAUAAGAGAACAAGCAAAAGCUUAUUUGGAAAUGAAAGGAGAGCUUACCAGUGGUCUCAAUUUAAUCAACAGCACUAAUCUGGAGUAUUUUCCUGUGAAACAUAAAGCAGAAAUAUUUCGUCUGAAGGGGGAUUUCUUGUUAAAGUUAAAUGACUCUGAAGGUGCUAAUCUUUCAUACUCCAAUGCCAUCAGCCUGUUCAAAAAUUUGCCUAAAGGAUGGAUAAGCUGGGGAAAUUACUGUGACAUGGCUUACAGAGAAACCAAUGACGAGAUGUGGUUGGAGUAUGCUGUGAGCUGCUUUCUUCAAGGCAUCAAAUUUGGCAUAUCUAACUCAAGAAGUCAUCUUGCUCGUGUUUUAUAUCUUCUCAGCUUUGAUACUCCCAAUGAACCUGUUGGGAAAGCUUUUGAUAAAUAUCUUGAUGAAAUUCCGCACUGGGUCUGGCUUUCUUGGAUUCCACAGCUCUUACUUUCUUUGCAGAGGGCAGAAGCUCUCCACUGCAAACUCGUCCUACUAAAAAUCGCCACUGUGUAUCCGCAGGCUCUAUAUUACUGGCUGCGCACGUAUUUGCUUGAACGACGCGAUGUUGCAAAUAAAACUGAACUUGGUAGUAGAAUGGCAAUAGCUCAAAGGAUGCAGCAAAGUGCCUCUGGUGCCAGCGCUGUUUCAAUCGGCUUAGCUGAUGGGAACGCUAGAGUACAAGGUCAUAGUGGCAGUAACUUAUCCUCAGACAACCAAGCUCACCAAGCUGCUCAAUCCGGUGGCGGAAUUGGUUCUCAUGAUGGUGGAAACUCUCAUGGGCAAGAAUCUGAAAGGUCCACAGGUGUCGAGAGCGGCAUCCAUACGGGGAAUGAGCAACAAAGUUCUUCAACCAUCAAUGAUGGUGGUCAAAGUGCAUUAAGGCGCAAUGGUGCUCUGGGUUCGGUACCUUCUGCUGCAAGUGCUUUUGAUGCUGCAAAAGAUAUAAUGGAGGCUCUUAGAAGCAAGCAUACUAAUUUGGCUAGUGAACUCGAGACUCUGCUGACUGAAAUUGGUUCAAGGUUUGUCACUCUGCCAGAGGAGAGACUUCUAGCUGUUGUUAACGCACUGCUUCAUCGAUGUUACAAGUACCCAACUGCCACAACAGCUGAGGUUCCUCAAUCUCUUAAGAAGGAGCUCUCUGGUGUUUGCAGAGCUUGCUUUUCACAAGAUGCUGUGAAUAAGCACGUUGAAUUUGUGAGAGAGUAUAAACAGGAUUUUGAGCGUGAUCUUGAUCCUGGGAGCACUACUACUUUCCCGGCUACCCUCUCUGAAUUGACUGAGCGGUUAAAACAUUGGAAAAAUGUCCUCCAGAGCAAUGUUGAGGACAGGUUUCCAGCUGUCUUGAAGCUGGAAGAGGAAAGCAGGGUGUUGCGCGAUUUCCAUGUCGUUGAUGUAGAGGUUCCAGGACAAUACUUUAAUGAUCAGGAAAUUGCACCCGACCAUACAGUAAAGUUAGACAGGGUUGGAGCUGAUAUACCAAUUGUACGAAGACAUGGAAGUAGUUUCCGUCGUUUGACUUUAAUUGGCUCGGAUGGAUCUCAACGCCAUUUUAUUGUCCAGACAUCUUUGACUCCUAAUGCUAGAAGUGAUGAACGAAUAUUGCAGCUUUUCCGUGUGAUGAACCAAAUGUUUGAUAAGCACAAGGAAUCGAGGCGACGCCACAUAUCUAUUCACACCCCAAUCAUCAUUCCUGUUUGGUCUCAGGUCCGCAUGGUAGAAGAUGAUUUGAUGUACAGCACCUUUCUUGAGGUGUAUGAGAACCAUUGUGCAAGGAACGACAAGGAAGCGGAUCUUCCCAUCACCUAUUUUAAGGAGCAAUUGAACCAAGCUAUUUCCGGCCAAAUCUCACCAGAAGCUGUCGUAGACCUUCGCCUCCAAGCUUAUAAUGACAUAACAAGAAAUCUUGUAACUGAUGGCAUUUUUUCGCAAUACAUGUACAAGACUCUGCUAAAUGGCAACCAUAUGUGGGCUUUCAAAAAGCAGUUUGCCAUCCAGCUGGCCCUCUCAAGUUUCAUGUCUCUCAUGCUACAAAUUGGUGGGAGGUCCCCAAAUAAAAUUUUAUUUGCCAAGAACACAGGCAAAAUUUUUCAAACUGAUUUUCAUCCUGCAUAUGAUGCAAAUGGAAUGAUCGAGUUUAAUGAACCAGUACCAUUUCGUCUUACGAGGAACAUGCAAGCCUUCUUCUCCCAUUUUGGAGUGGAAGGCCUCAUUGUGUCUGCAAUGUGUGCUGCUGCACAGGCCGUUGUUUCACCUAAACAAAGUCAACAUCUGUGGCAUCAGUUGGCUAUGUUCUUCCGUGACGAGCUGCUGUCUUGGUCUUGGAGAAGACCCCUUGGCAUGCCUAUGGCCCCAUUUGCUGGAGGGGGUAGUAUGAACCCCGCUGACUUUAAGCAGAAGGUCAUCACCAAUGUCGAGCAUGUUAUUGGCCGGAUCAAUAGAAUUGCCCCACAGUACUUUUCUGAAGAGGAGGAUAAUGCCAUGGAACCACCACAGUCGGUGCAGCGCGGAGUGACCGAGUUGGUUGAAGCUGCCUUGACUCCGAGGAACUUGUGCAUGAUGGAUCCGACGUGGCACCCCUGGUUUUGAAGUUAGCACCGGAGGUUUUAGAGUUAAAAAUAUGGUAUAUUUUGCUCGGACGGUUUCCUGUUGUAAAUAUUUAUCAUGUACAUAUCGGUGCUCUUAUAGUGAUUUUGAGAAGUCGUUCUCUAUAAUUAUAUUUUUGACACCCAAUUUGGAAAGAAUUGAGUGGGGUGUUGAAUAUGUAAAUCACAAAUUCAUAUGUAAAUCACAUUUAGGAGCAAAGAUUUGGUUCUAGGGUUUUAGGUAUCUCAUUGAAGAGGAUCCAUAUAUUAUACAAAUGAAAUGCGUCAUCGUUCCUUUGCAGGGAAUUUAGUUUUUGGUUAAAACUAUUGACGUAUUUGAGA
Messenger RNA from Prunus avium (sweet cherry), 12495 nucleotides. RefSeq names its product Phosphatidylinositol 3- and 4-kinase family protein with FAT domain-containing protein. Gene Ontology annotation, biological process: regulation of DNA-templated transcription; DNA repair. Gene Ontology annotation, molecular function: protein binding. Gene Ontology annotation, cellular component: nucleus; SAGA complex; NuA4 histone acetyltransferase complex. The record is from RefSeq and is a predicted model, not a curated record. Lineage: Eukaryota; Viridiplantae; Streptophyta; Magnoliopsida; Rosales; Rosaceae.